UAGGAGCCCGAGCAUGUGGGAGUGGUCUGGAGUGUGUUCUUUAAAUCGGCUUUUGGCCAUGUUAUAUGGAAAAUUUUUGGGAAUUGGAAAAGCUUGGGAUUUGAGUUUGAAGAAAUAAUCCAAGUUGUGUUCAGUUCACACCACGACAGCAGGUAGAUGGAACCGGGUCCAACCAUAUGGGGCGCCCCACUCGGUUCUGCUCGCUGUCUCUUUGAAUCUCCGCCGCGGUGCGGGAUGCGUCUCUCCCUCCCUCCCUCCCCCUCCUGUUCUUCUUCUUCUUCUCUCUCCUGAUCCUUGACCUGCUUCUCGCGGUCGCCGUUGCCCGGUUCUCUGACUUCUGUUCACUGUAACUCUCUCUCUCUCUUCUUUUGAUUUUGGCGUUUAAUUUGUCCCUUAUUUUUGCGGAUUUCGAGGUUUCGAUUUGGGCGUUUUGGUUGCGGAUUUGGGGAUUUUGAUAACUAAAGGGUUGAACCUAAAGGGAACAAAAAUAGACGGCAGCUUUUGAUAUGGCAGCAAGAAACAAGUACAGCAUCGUUGUCCCUACCUACAAUGAGCGUCUCAAUAUUGCACUCGUCGUGUACCUCAUUUUCAAGCAUCUCAAGGAUUUUGAUUUUGAAAUAAUCAUUGUGGAUGAUGGAAGUCCUGAUGGUACCCAAGAUGUGGUAAAACAGCUGCAGCAAGUUUAUGGUGAAGAACGUAUUUUAUUACGACCAAGGCCGAUGAAGCUUGGGCUAGGAACUGCUUAUUUUCAUGGUCUGAAGUGUGCUUCUGGGGAUUUUAUUGUAAUCAUGGAUGCUGAUUUGUCACAUCAUCCUAAAUAUAUACCAAGUUUCAUCAGGAAACAGAUAGAGACUGGUGCAAGUAUCGUUACAGGAACCCGAUAUGUACGGGGUGGUGGUGUGCAUGGCUGGAGCCUCAUGCGUAAGCUUACAAGUAGGGGUGCCAAUGUGCUUGCACAGACACUGCUUUGGCCAGGUGUUUCAGAUUUAACUGGUUCUUUCAGGCUGUAUAGGAAGUCUGUUCUUGAAGACCUGAUUGUUUGCUCUGUAAGUAAAGGAUAUGUUUUUCAAAUGGAAAUGAUUGUACGAGCCUCCAGAGAAGGCCACCACAUCGAAGAGGUACCAAUAACUUUUGUUGAUAGAGUAUAUGGUAGCUCAAAGCUUGGUGGUUCAGAGAUUGUUGAGUAUCUUAAAGGACUUGUGUAUCUGUUCUUCGCAACAUAACUAUAGGAUCAGAAAUGGUGUGGUCUGCUCCUUGUCCGUCAUUUUGUCACCUCACAUAUAGCUGUGUCUCAACUUAUGAGUUUCAACUUUUACCAGAUUCGAGUCUUCUUUGGUGUAUCUUUUGUCAUCAUUCUCAUCCUAUAACAUUAAUUUUGAAAUGUCAUUAUAAAAUUCGUUCUUUGCAGUGUAGGUCAAAUUGUGGAAGUACUGCAAUAUUCUUUUUUUUCUCCCACUUCAGAUGUAUAUUAUGGUUUAUCAUUAUCUGAACUGUUGUUUAUAAUAAUUAAGCUGAUAUUGGGCUUUCUUUAUUAAUCAA
Nymphaea colorata (pocket water lily) is the source of this 1539-nucleotide messenger RNA. RefSeq names its product dolichol-phosphate mannosyltransferase subunit 1. Lineage: Eukaryota; Viridiplantae; Streptophyta; Magnoliopsida; Nymphaeales; Nymphaeaceae. Gene Ontology annotation, cellular component: endoplasmic reticulum membrane. Gene Ontology annotation, molecular function: dolichyl-phosphate beta-D-mannosyltransferase activity. Bases 507 to 1223 code for a protein of 238 amino acids. Gene Ontology annotation, biological process: protein O-linked glycosylation via mannose; GPI anchor biosynthetic process. The transcript has 9 exons. The record is from RefSeq and is a predicted model, not a curated record.